AUGUGGCAGACAAUCGUGACGCUAAUUCUGACCGUUCUCACGGACGCCAUCACAGAAGCCGCUCAAGUGCAGUUCGUGGGCUGUGGCUCGAACCUCGACACUAUGCUCAGGCUAGUCUGUCAGGACAGGGGCUUCAACGGGAUUCAAAAGAAACGAAACAUAGGUUUCACCCGACAUGGCAUUGUGGAAGAAUGUUGUCACCAGCCGUGUUCCUUAGGCCAGUUGGAGCAGUAUUGCGCUGUGGAGGGUACAGUAGAUACGGAGGAGGUAUUAACCAACUUGAAAGCAUUGACGCUACAUCGACAAACGUUACCGACGAUCGAAAGGCCCUCGCCAAUAGAAGAGGAAGUCUUAUCGUCUGAAACCAACGAGCAUCUACCAACGUCCAACCCUUGGACCAUGCUUGCACAGACCGGGCAGUCUCAUGUUUACAGAAAUGGUCCUCGCACGAGGUUCUUCUAUGUUCGCAGACUUAACCCCUCGCCAACUCGUUCCCCUGUGAUACCCGCCAUAGAUCAACAAUGA
This is a messenger RNA of Mya arenaria, 525 nucleotides long. RefSeq names its product insulin-like growth factor II. Lineage: Eukaryota; Metazoa; Mollusca; Bivalvia; Myida; Myidae. Gene Ontology annotation, molecular function: hormone activity. The coding region runs from base 1 to 525 and encodes 174 amino acids. The record is from RefSeq and is a predicted model, not a curated record. The transcript has 3 exons. Gene Ontology annotation, cellular component: extracellular region.